Messenger RNA from Strongyloides ratti, 1110 nucleotides. Its product is annotated as Lipase. The coding region runs from base 1 to 1110 and encodes 369 amino acids. Gene Ontology annotation, biological process: lipid metabolic process. NCBI's taxonomy places the organism in Eukaryota, Metazoa, Nematoda, Chromadorea, Rhabditida, Strongyloididae. Gene Ontology annotation, molecular function: hydrolase activity, acting on ester bonds. The record is from RefSeq and is a predicted model, not a curated record. The transcript is spliced from 2 exons.
AUGUCAACAACUGAAAUUGUAGAAUAUUAUGGGUAUCCUAGUGAAACUAUUCGUGUAAGAAGUGAUGAUGGUUAUAUAUUAGAAAUGCAUCGAAUACCAUAUGGAAAAGUAUCUUUUAAUAGUAAUACAACAAUAACUAGGCCUAUAAUAUUCCUUCAACAUGGUCUUUUAGCAUCAUCUGCAGACUGGGUAAUGAAUAAACCAUCACAAUCACCUGCUUUUGUUUUUGCUGACGCUGGCUUUGAUGUAUGGAUGGGAAAUAUGAGAGGAAACGUAUAUUCUAGACAACAUGAAAAAUUUAGUACUUAUUCAAGAAAAUUUUGGAGAUUUUCUUGGGAUGAAAUGGCAAAAUAUGAUCUUGAUGCUAUGAUAAAUUAUAUUCUUGACAUAACUGGUCACGAAUCAUUAUAUUAUGUUGGACAUUCGCAAGGAACAAUAACAAUGUUUAGUAAAUUAUCAGAAGAUAAAAUAUUUGAAAAAAAAAUUAAAAAAAUGUUUGCUUUAGCUCCUGUUGCUCAAGUUGGACAUAUUAAAGGAUUAAUGUACACAAUUUCAGAAUUAUUUCAUUCACAUAUAAAUCUUUUUGAAAAAUAUUUUGGAUCAAUGGAAUUUCUUCCAUCUUCAUGGUAUAUAAAAAUGGCUUCACGUUUAUUUUGUAGUGGUAAACUAACAAAUCCUUUGUGUAAAAAUGUUAUGUUUUUAAUUGGUGGUCCAGAGUCAAAUCAAUUUAAUGUAACACGAUUAACUGUCUAUUUAUCUCAUACCCCUGCAGGAACUUCAACUGAUAAUAUUGCACAUUGGGCACAAAUGGUUAUUUCUAACAAAAUACAAAAAUUUGAUUUUGGUUCACCUCAUGAAAAUUUAUUACAUUAUAAUCAGACUACUCCACCAUAUUAUAAUUUUAGUAACAUUCAUAAUGAUAUAUAUUUAUUUUGGAGUGAAUCCGAUUGGCUUGCUGAUGGAAUUGAUGUUAAAGAAGGACUUAUUAAUGUACUACCAAAUAUCAAAUUAAAUAAAUGUCUUGUGGAUUUUAAUCAUUUUGAUUUUAUAUAUGGUUUACGUGCUCGUAAAGAAAUUUAUGACCACAUAAUUGAUAUUAUAAAAUCAUAA